AGAAGAAAAGAAGGGGAAAUAUAUAAGUAGAGGCGCCCCGUGGAGGAAGAAGAGAGAGACACAGUCAGACGACCUCACGAGUCCCGACCUCUGUCCUUCCUCGUUUAUUACCUUCCUGUCGUGUGUCCAGGCCAGAAUGUCUGAAGAUGGGAGACAGAUGCCACGCCUCAACCUGCAGCGGGACUCUCCGCAGCUCAGCAAGGCUCAGCUGGACUACAUGAAGCUCAUUGAAGGACAGAAUGCAGAGCGAGUGCGUAAAUUGGCACUACAACGGAGAAACAACGUGAUUAUCGGCUCCUUGAUUGGCCUCGGCGUUCUGAGCAUCUAUGGCUACUCCAUCUACUCGGUGAAGCAAGAGAAGUUCCUCGACGAGCUGGAUUAGUGGCAGCAGACGUCACUUUCCCUCCUGUCUGUCUCAAUCUUCUCUCCCCUUCUUGGUACUUACCUUCAGUCAUUAUUUUUCCUGGUCUUUCAUUUUAUCUUCAUUCUUCUCAUUCUUUUCCUCCUGCACCCACCAUCCUCCCAGCCUAAGGUAUGCUCAAGUCGCAAAUCAUUUAGUAGUGGGAGGAAGGUUGAUCUGUAGCUCCCAGCACAGCAUGGGUAAUUGCUGCAUAUCAGGAGUCUCACUGAUUCACUUUCAUUGUCCUCAAACUUCCAACCUUUUGAAUUUUGCCAUAAAAUUUGUACUAUUUACAAUUUAGUAUGCAAGAAUAAGUAAGCUUAGUUGGGAGUGUUGAGUAGAAGGACUAGAACUUUGAAACUGACUCACACCUUGCCAGCUGGGGCUCAGUAACUGCACUGAGUGACUGGGUGUUGCUCUUACCACUCUCAUGGCAACUUUAGGGAAGUGAACUGAAUUUGUGUGUUCGUGUCGUGUUUCAAAAGAUCGUUGACUCACAUUAUAGGAUUCACAAACUGUACAUAUUCAUAAUUCAUACAGGGCAUUCUACUGCAGUGCUGCGAGUAUUGCAAGGGACACUCAAGGUUGUUACUCAUCUCUUCCUGCAAGUCGAAACAAAAGCCAAGUAACGUCGCACUCUGUUUCACCAUGUUUAGCAUCCUUCCUUCAGUCUUAAGUCUUGAUAUGUCCAGAAUGCAUCAACUGCCAGGGUUAGUAAGACUCGGCAGCCUUGAGAACUUGAAGAUUAACAUUGAAGGACGUGAACCAAACCCAGUGAAAGUGGCGUAGAAGGUUGCAUUACUUUUGACCGGUGCUGUACUGUUUCUGAAUCUUCACUGGUAUUAAACACGUGAGGAGAGAAGGCAAGGUGUCUACAUAGGCUUUUAAGAGGAAGAACAAGGUAUUUAGGCUGUUUAAGUGGAUUGAUUAGUGGUUUUAGAAUUAUGAUGGUGCAAGGUCAUAUGCUGCUGAGGGUUUAGAAGGAAGCCAAUGCACACACUAAAUGUACACUUGAGUAGGUUGUGUGGAAGGAUGAUUGACAGUUCAGAGUGUCCCAUUUUAGCAAGGUCCUCCGUUGUACAUACAUUGUGAUAACGCAUGUCAAGGUGGACAGAUGUUUAUUUUUUUCACCAUACAAGUAAGGGAAUGUGUAUGAGUAUUGCUAGGAUCAUAUAUACCUUGAGAGUUGUGUGUAAGACUGAGUUAAAGAGUUACUAUUUAUUUGUCCAAUCUGUAUAGAGUUAUGUUUUUAGUGACUCGCAGAUGUGUAGUGUAUAGAUGACUUGUGUAAUAUAUUGUUGUUGUUUUGGUAA
Scylla paramamosain (green mud crab) is the source of this 1713-nucleotide messenger RNA. RefSeq names its product cytochrome c oxidase assembly factor 3, mitochondrial-like (gene Ccdc56). Gene Ontology annotation, biological process: mitochondrial respiratory chain complex IV assembly. NCBI's taxonomy places the organism in Eukaryota, Metazoa, Arthropoda, Malacostraca, Decapoda, Portunidae. Gene Ontology annotation, cellular component: mitochondrial inner membrane. The coding region runs from base 137 to 382 and encodes 81 amino acids. The transcript is spliced from 3 exons. The record is from RefSeq and is a predicted model, not a curated record.